AAAGACCUGACGUUAAUAAGGACCCCAACUUUUCCUGUAAAAGAACAAUAUGGUGGCCCUCUGGACAAGACCUACCCCGCUCUUCAAGCCUUGGUUGUCUUCCGGCAAUGGUGGAACAAAGGCCUGACGUUAAUUAGGACCCCAACUUUUCCUGCAAAGAACAAUAUGGUGGCCCUCUGGACAAGGCCUACUUCGCUCUUCAGGCCUUGGUUGUCUACCGGCAAUGGUGGACCGAAGGAAGUCAAAGACCCGACGUUAAUUAGGACCCCAACUUUUCCUGUAAAAUAACAAUAUGGUGGCCCUCUGGACAAGACCUACCCCGCUCUUUAGGCCUUGGUUGUCUACUGGCAAUGGUGGACCGAAGGAAGUCAAAGACCCGACGUUAAUUAGGACCCCAACUUUUCCUGUAAAAGAACAAUAUGGUGGCCCUCUGGACAAGACCUACCCCGCUCUUCAGGCCUUGGUUGUCUACCGGCAAUGGUGGACCAAAGGAAGUCAAAGACCUGAUGUUAAUAAGGACCCCAACUUUUCCUGCAAAGAACAAUAUGGUGGCCCUCUGGACAAGGCCUACCUCGCUCUUCAGGCCUUGGUUGUCUACUGGCAAUGGUGGACCGAAGGAAGUCAAAGACCUGACAUAAUAAUAAUCCCAACUUUUCCUGCAAAGAACCAUAUGGUGGCCCUCUGGACAAGACCUAACCCGCUCUUCAGGCCUUGGUUGUCUACCGGCAAUGGUGGACCAAAGGAAGUCAAAGACCUAACGUUAAUAAGAACCCCAACUUUUCCUGCAAAGAACAAUAUGGUGGCCCUCUGGACAAGGCCUACCUCGCUCUUCAGGCCUUGGUUGUCUACUGGCAAUGGUGCACCAAAGGAAGUCAAAGACCUGACAUAAUAAGAACCCCAACUUUUCCUGCAAAGAACAAUAUGGUGGCCCUCUGGACAAGGCCUACCUCGCUCUUCAGGCCUUGGUUGUCUACCGGCAAUGGUGGAACAAAGACCUGACGUUAAUAAGGACCCCAACUUUUCCUGUAAAAGAACAAUAUGGUGGCCCUCUGGACAAGACCUACCCCGCUCUUCAGGCCUUGGUUGUCUUCCGGCAAUGGUGGAACAAAGGCCUGACAUUAAUUAGGACCCCAACUUUUCCUGCAAAGAACAAUAUGGUGGCCCUCUGGACAAGGCCUACCUCGCUCUUCAGGCCUUGGUUGUCUACCGGCAAUGGUGAAACAAAGGCCUGACGUUAAUAAGGACCCAGAAAUGUUACGAAAGGUUCAGGAGGUGGAGAUGGCUCGGAAUUGUGUUACGAUGUAUCGGCAUGUUCUCAUCGAGGAACCUCGGUCUGUGUUAGUAUGUGAUGUAGAAGACUUGGAAGACUUGGAAGAUUUGGAAGAUUUGGAAAGAAAUUCAAAUUUUUGUUUGGGAAAUUGAAGAGAUUGUUACUGUAGCUGGAAAAAGAAAUGGGUACAAGGACUGAAUAAUUCUUGUACGGAAGAAACAGAGACGAAGGUUUUUGUUUCAUACAUUUGCAAAUAGAUGUGUAGCCACCCAGCUCUGAGCACUUUCCUGAGACAAGUGGCGACAAGUGAAAUGCUGAGGGAUGGGAUGCUGACACGCCCCUUUCUCUCUUUGCAUUCCUCUUGCCACUGCUUCUCUUGGGAAAUUUCUGUUAUGAAGCACCAUCUGCUACGAAGGAGAUGGCCACUUCGUAACGGCACUUGCCUGAGACAACUCAUGGCAAAAGAAAUGCAAGGAGAGGGGAUGUACGUUGGCCCCCCUUCCCUCUGCAUUACUCUUGCCACUGCUUGUCUCAGGAAAGUGCCAUAGGUGCCAUUAUGAAGGGCCUUCUGCUAGGAAGGAGAUGGCCACUUCAUUACAGCACUUAUAGCACUUUCCGGAGACAAGCCGAGGCUAGAGGAAUACAGGGGGGAAGAAAGUGUGUUGGUCUUCCUUUCCUCUGCAUUCCUCUUGCCACUGCUUGGCUCCAGUAAGUGCCAUAGGUGCAGUUAUAAAGCACCUUCCUAUAGGAAGGAGAUGGUCACUUCAUAACAGCACUUAUGGCACCUUCCAUAGACAAGCCGUGGCAAGAGCAAUGUAGGGGGAGUGGAAGUGUGUUGGUCUCCCUUCACUCUGCAUUCCUCUUGCCACGGCUUGUCUCGGGAAAGUGCCAUAGGUGCUAUUAUGAAACACCUUCCGGUAGGAAGGAGAUGGCCACUUUAUAAAAGCACUUAUGGCACCUUCUGUAGACAAGCCGUGGCAAGAGGAAUGUAGAGGGAGUGGAAUAUUGCCCCAUCAUUGGAGUCAGUGGGAGGAAUAGUGUCCCAUCAUUGGUGUCAGUGGAAGGAAUAG
Rana temporaria (common frog) is the source of this 2340-nucleotide messenger RNA. RefSeq lists its product as uncharacterized. The record is from RefSeq and is a predicted model, not a curated record. The transcript is spliced from 2 exons. NCBI's taxonomy places the organism in Eukaryota, Metazoa, Chordata, Amphibia, Anura, Ranidae. Bases 293 to 889 code for a protein of 198 amino acids.